This is a messenger RNA of Drosophila guanche, 1434 nucleotides long. Its product is annotated as carboxypeptidase N subunit 2. The transcript has a single exon. The record is from RefSeq and is a predicted model, not a curated record. Lineage: Eukaryota; Metazoa; Arthropoda; Insecta; Diptera; Drosophilidae. Gene Ontology annotation, cellular component: extracellular matrix. Gene Ontology annotation, molecular function: protein binding. The coding region runs from base 32 to 1384 and encodes 450 amino acids.
CCGAAGGUCGUGUUCUGAUUGCUCGUCGAAAAUGUCGCAUAAAAGAAUCUCAAAUCCAGUUCUAUGGUUAGUUCUUUAUCAACAUAGCUCCACAGAGAUGUUGUCGCUGCGAAAAUUAGAAGAUCUGUUGACGAUUCUGCUGUUUGUAGCCUCCAAUUGUGAGUCACAAAUGCUGAUAAAGGAAAUGGAAGCAGUGAAGAGCCGCCGGAUUCAGCUAAAGGAAGUGGCAGUGGAGCGACUGGACUGUCAGGAGAGCCUCUGUGUUGGAUUGGAGUAUCCAUCUGCCUCAGAAGUGGCCUUUUUUGGAGAGAAUAUAACGAAUCAACUAAAUGACUACAAGGCACUAGUUAUCCACAGUUCCCGAUUGACGAAUCUACCAAGAAAUGUCUUUCACAGUCUGCCACAACUAGCGGAAUUUCAUGUUCUGGAAAGUGAGGUGCAGCACAUAGAAAGAGAGUGCUUUAGAGGCGGUGAGCAGAACUUGAAGAUACUCAAUCUAGGAGGAAAUGCUAUAAAGAAAAUCGCAGGAAACACCUUUGAGCUUUCGACAGAGUUGGAGAACUUGAACUUAUCCGACAAUAUAUUGGAGGAACUCCCUAGAGGAGUAUUUUUAGCUCUCAAAAAGUUACAACAACUUAAUCUAUCCAACAAUCAUUUGAAGAUUGUUUCUCCAGAUGUUUUCUCCCCUUUAAAGGAACUUCAAAGCGUAAAUCUGGACAGAAAUCUUUUAAAUGAACUCCCCAGGGGACUCUUCAAAGACUUGAAACUCCUUUCAGUUAGAAAUAAUCUGCUAGAACGUAUAUCCAUGCAUAUGUUUGCAUCGAUGGAAUAUCUUAUAAUAUCGGAUAACCCGCAGCUUACGCAACUUCAUCUGAAAGGAGACAUCAAGGAGCUGCAGGCCACCAAUUGUGGUCUAACAUCUGUGAUCCUUGAUGGCCGCAUCAUCAGUCUUUAUUUGGAGAACAAUUUUCAUCUGGGCGAUGUCAGAAUUACACAACCUCAAACCCUAGAGCAGCUCUACUUGACCAAUGCGAAUCUUUCGAGUCUGGGUUUCCUAUCAAAAGCCACUAGGUUGAUGGACUUGGAUCUGCCUGCCAUCGAAACGCUCAAGGAUGUGCCUUAUAAAUGGAAAUCGAAGCAGUUGAAGCGCUUGAGCCUCACGUAUCCCACCGAUAUUAUUUCCGAGUUAAAAGAUCUCAACUUCUUAGAGAUAAAUCAGGAGAAACUGCAAGAGAUUUACAUCAAGCAUGUGGACUAUGAUUUACUUGUCAAUGAAGAUAAGUUUAAAUGUGAGCACUUGAGGGAGCUCUUAAGAGGCGUGCAAGUCCCCAAGGACGUAACCUUUUGGGAGGAGGACUCGACACUCAACUGUGGAGAUAAUUGAGCAAAUAAUUUAAAACAGAGUGCGAGAUACUACCUUUAUUUCAAUAAAUA